ACUCCGCCAUGAUAAUUUAAGUCUCUUAAUAAUAUAUAUCUAUGAUCUUCUUGCGUUUCAAAUUGAAACUGAAAUAAUUUCAAGUCUUCAGGAGUAAUAUCAUUGUUCCGUAGUUUUAUAAAUAGACUGUGACAUUCAUUUUCAAAAGGGUUAGGUUUUUCAAAAAUCGAGUGGGCAUAUUUCUUCAACUUCACGGUUAGCCCUCUAGAUCCAGUGCACGUUUCGUAUUUGAGCGCUUCGAACAUUGUGCAAAGUUUAUUAAUGUACCUAUUUUGAAUAGCAGUCAUUUUAAGUUUUUUAUUAAAAGAACACUCCUAUAUGGUCUUCGAACAUAAUAUAAUCCGAACUAUAUAUAUUUCAUGGAGUGCCCUCAUCUUCAAGACAAUGCCUGCAUAACGACACCGAAUAUAAAGAGUGAGAAUCUCCCAUCGCGCUUUCUAUGUGGUGUUGUUUGACUAUGAAUGCUGUCAGUGCACCUGCAUGAGGCAGUCUUUGUGACCAGGAAUGACAAAUUUGUAAAACUGAACAGAGCCCAUGGAUUUGUGUAAAAUGUGGACGUAUCCAUUGUGGAAGAUAUGUAAAUGGACAUGCCAAGCUCCAUCAUGAAGAAUCAACGAACCACGCAGUUUGCAUGGACUGCGACAACCUGGCUGUCUUUUGUUAUAAGUGUGAUGAGUUUGUCAUCAAUGACACUACUCUUGGCCACAUUGAGAAGCUCCGUAAACAGCUCCAGUCCAUUUCCAGUGCCCAGGCUCAAAUGAGGCAAAAAACCAGACGGAGAUGCUCAACUGACUCACAAGAAAAUGAAACAUCAAUAAAGAAAAUUAAAAAGGAUGAUAGACUAAGUAAGCCAAGAUCCUCUGGAUUAAGGAAUCUGGGGAAUACAUGUUUUAUGAAUGCAGUGUUGCAAUCUCUGAGUAACAUUCAGCAGUUUUGUGGCUAUAUAAAGCAACUACCAUCACUAGAAGAAAAAGUAACAAAGGUCAAGAAAGUGCAAACCAGGAAAUCGAAAUCAUUGGAGGAGGAUUUCUUAUUGGUUGAAGAGCUUAGGAAGACCCUUUGUGCCCUGUGGCAAGGCUCAAAAGGUGCUAUUUCACCAGAAUCCUUGUUUGCUGUUAUUUGGAAGGUUGUACCCAGAUUUAGAGGAUACCAACAGCAAGAUGCCCAUGAAUUUAUGCGAUAUCUCUUGGACAGGCUCCACACAGAGCUUCUCACCCUGCUGCCCUACCCAAACAGUGACAGUCCAUUUAUUGGACCGAAGGGCAAGAGCACCAUCGUCACUGCAAUUUUUGGUGGGCUCCUUCAAAAUGAGGUCAACUGUCUUGUAUGUGGGGUUGAAUCAAAAAAGCAUGAUCCAUUUCUAGAUUUAUCUCUUGAUAUUCCACAACAGUUUUGUACCAGAGGUGUCAAAGCAAAAGAUGGGGAGCAACCCCGAUGUACCUUAUCAGAUUGUUUGCAGAGUUUUACUGAUCUAGAAGAACUUGAAGAAUCUGAGCUCUAUAUGUGUAGCAACUGUAAAAUGAAACAGAGGUCCACCAAAAAAUUCUGGAUACGGAGACUGCCAAAUGUUCUGUGUUUACAUAUAAAACGGUUUCGGUGGCAGUCUUUCUUCAGAGUGAAAUUAGAGACGUUUGUAGAAUUUCCACUGGAAGGAUUGAACAUGCACAAGUACAUUCUUGAUAAUUUGCAUGAGACUCGGGGAAGUGGUGGUGGAAGUAAUGAGUAUGACUUAGCGGCAGUGGUUGUCCAUCAUGGUUCAGGGGCAGGAUCAGGUCACUACACAUCAUACGCCAGACACGAAGGUCAAUGGUUCCAUUUUAAUGACAGUACAGUGACUCCUUGUGAGCAAGAAACAGUGGCAAAAUGUAAAGCAUACAUCUUGUUCUAUAUACGCCGGCAGUUCAAGGUCCCGGAUUAUUUAUCCAUCAGGAAUGGAAAGUAGAGAAAGCAUUGUCAGACCGUUGUAUGGACCAUAUCAUUGAUGGAAAGAUUGGGGAUGGAUGACUCACAUCAAUUUUCAUCUUGUGAAAUUUUGUGUACCUGUAAAUGUUGAUAAGUGUGUUUGUCUACUUUUUAGCGGUAAAAUGCGACUCCAUCUCUGCAUGUAUGAAAGAUGGCAUGAUGUAUGAUAUAUAGAAAAGUAUGCAUUUUUUAGUCUACUCUGAUAGUAUUAUAAAGCUUGACAGUAAUGUUUGUGACAAAAGAAUAUGUUGAUGGGUGGUUCCCAUAAUAAUGCUCCCACCUGUUUCUGUAGUAUUGUUGCUCUCUGGGGAAGAAUAGAUCUACUGAUCCAGCCAUUUUAAAAACCUUCAAUUUAUAACAUAAAUUUUGCUGCUCAUAAUUCUAGUAUUAUAUCUGUAUUUUUUAUUGCUGUCUUAACAUGGACGAUUCUUUAACAUUUUCUGACCACACUUGUGUUAAGACACCUUCAAACAUUAUCAAAGCCCCAGAUGUGCUGGAAACUUGUAACUUGUCAUUUUAAGAUGAUAAUCAGUUGGAAUUCCAGUUAAUUAUUGUAUUUGUUCAUGCUUUCCAAUCUCAUAGUUUCUGUCAUUAAUUAAUGAAUGGAGAAAAAUAUACCAAAUACCAUCCUUAGACAUUUAGUAUAUUGAGAACCUUAAAUUUGAUGCAGUUUGAACCUCUUUAUAAACACAUGUACAGCAAUAUUUUGUAAUGCUUUAUAUUAUUGUAUCCAAAAUAUUUGAUAGUAGAGAUAUUUGUGAGGAAGUAGUUGCAACUGAUCCAAAAUGUAUAGACAUAGUAUGGAAAGCUCUGUCAGCCUGACAUUGCGAUGUAAAGGGUAUUACAUUUUGGUUGCAGCUGUGAGUAAAUGUUUGAAGGUACACAGGUGUAGUGGGAAAAUGUGUUGAGAAUUCCUUGAUAUAUAUGUGAAAACACACAUGAGGAAGACAGAAAAAAAAUGUCUUUAUUGUCUGGGUCUGCAGCUCUCCAUUCCAAUUUUAUACAGUUCUGCAGGUAACUGAUUUGAUACAGCUGUUGUGCAGCUAUUGUGUAGAUGAUCUUUAUUCCCUUUGAGUGGAGAAGGGGAUGUAGUAAUGCAUGAGUGAGUAUGGUCUUGAUGCUAAUAUAAAAUACAGUUGAUUUGAUGUUGUGUUUAUAAAUAUCCCCAGUCAUGAGGGGAUGCACUUUUUUUUGCAGUGCAAAGGUUUGUAGGAUAUUCGAAUAAAUUAAGUGUAUUAGAUGCAGGUCACAACUGUACAAUUUCUGAAAAUUGUGUGCAUUGCAUUAAUUCAUUAUGGAUUAUGUCUUAGAUGCAAAUCACAACCUAUGAUACAUGAAAAAUUUUAUACCAUAUAUUGGUUUUCUAAAAAUAAAAUGCCUACUUUGUAAAUUAGAUAUGUUUUGCAUUGUUGUGAAAAGCUGUUCUAAAGAUCAAGGCAUAUUUUGUACUCGAACAAGUUCAAAUUUAGUCUGGUGUUCAAUGGAGAAUUAUUUUUUUAGUUUUAUUUUUCUGACAUUGUGAGAGACACUGUUUAGACUAAUGGUCAUUUGUCGUUUGGUUUUGAUGUUCCACCACUUUGGAGAAGUAAGGUUGUAUCUUUAAUAGAUUUUAAAACGUGUACCAAGCUGUGCUCAGAGUUUUCCCAUUUUAACACAUUUUCACUGUCACCAUUUCAUGGUAGAUUCUUCUUUUCAGACAACAUACAAUUGUUAAAAAAGAACAAAUAGUAACAGUAUCUUGUCAGUUUAGUUAUUUAAGCCCAGUUCUUAUAUUCAUUUGCUUACUAUAUAGUGGGUAAGCCAUUAAAAUAGUAAUCUUCAAAAUUAUGUCCAUAUGAGAAUUGAUAUUGGUUUCCCUCAAUUAUGUCAAAUUUACAUUAUUAAAAAUGUUGGUACUCCAAAUUUGUCAAAUUAUAUACAGAUCUUGCUCCAGGAAAAGGAUGGCAAUCUUUGUUUAAUGCAUUUUCUUUGAAAUGUGAGGAUUGCUUCCGUCUGAAAUAAAUUGUGAAGAUCAUUUUGUAACUAUGAAUUUGAGAAAAAAAAUUGUGAUUCUUAGGCCAGAGUAGUGUUUUUUCUUGUUCAACAACUUAAAUUUCCAGCAUGGAAAAGAAAAUAUGAAAUUAAAGAUAUAAUGGAAUUAACCUCAUUUCAACAAAUUAUUUCCAAAUAUCUUAACUCCGAGUGAAAUACAAGGAUUAUGGAAAAUCAGUGAAAAUUUACUCUGACGUUUGUUUUCUAACAACACUUGCUGUAAACAAUUUUUUUUUCCAAAAAUGAUGAAAUUAAAACUAAAUUUAUGUUUUUAUAAGUAUAAUGAAUACAAUUUACAGUAUGCGAGGUAAUUUACUCAUGAUUUUUCAAUUAAGUCCAAAACAGUGGGGUAAAUUUAUAUUGUCAUAUGGGGAGGAGGUAAUAUCAACUUUUAUAAUCAUAGAAAAUUUAUAAGUCCCUUAUGUUUUAAAGAAUUUAAUAUUUGUACUUGUUACAAACUAAACAAAAAAAAACCCCAUAUCAAUCCAUACAUCCUGUUAACAAUGGAACAUUUUUAAAUUCUUCUUGAUAACUACUCUUCCAAUUCUUUUCAAAUUUGGAAUGAAGCAUCUAUGGGAUAAAGGUGACAUAAAUUGUAAAUUUCAGGAUUCCUGCACCUUUGGGCCUUAAAAUUUACCACAUUUAACUAAGAUCUUUACAACCACACAUCUGUAUUAAAAAAAAAAAAAACCAAGUGCAUAGUCAUGUAGAGCAGGAAGGCCUCUAUCAAAGUUGUAAAUUUCAUGAUCCCAGGGGUAGGGGUGGAUACUGAAUUUAAACUAAAUUGAUAUUCAGAAAGAGCAGGUAGUCCUUUACCAAAAUUGAAAAUUUCAGGGGGUAGGAGUUAUGGCCAGGGUGCAGCCAAAAUGGUCAUAGUGAUCAAAUGUCAAUCAUAUAAUAGACUUCUUUCUGAAUUUUUAUGAUACUAUAUAAGAACUAAAUGCAUAUUAAGAAAAAGCAGAAAGGGAUGUACCAAAAUUGUAAAUUUCUUAACCUCGGGGUUCCUAUUCUAGGGUGGGUCCAAAAUAGUCAUAUAGUAUUGAUAUAACAUAUAUAAUUAUGCAAAAUCUUUCAUCAAUAUGGGGACUGUCAGGGACAUUUGUGUUUUAAAAACACUUGUUUUAUACUGAAUAUUAAAAUUUAGCUUAAUAUGAUAGAUUUUAUAGCCCUUUGGUUAAGUGAUACUUUUAAUGAUUGAUCAGGUGACUGAUAAGGCAUGUCCUUAACAGAAAAAAAUAUUACUCUGGCUUUUGGUUGUUAAAGUCUGUUUGAUUUCUGCUUGUCUGUUGUGUAGAAGAGAAGAAGCUACUGUGUAAAUGCUACAGAUAUCCUCGCUGGUUCUGAGGUUAAUCUUGACCAAUCUGUCUUCAUUUGGUGUAUGUUCAUGUGCUGAGCACUGGAUCAAAAAGAGAUGCUUGUUUUCUUGCAAUUAAAUAACAUUUGUCAAUAAAUAAUUGAUAAACAUUGA
This is a messenger RNA of Ostrea edulis (European flat oyster), 5461 nucleotides long. Its product is annotated as ubiquitin carboxyl-terminal hydrolase 3-like. The transcript has 16 exons. NCBI's taxonomy places the organism in Eukaryota, Metazoa, Mollusca, Bivalvia, Ostreida, Ostreidae. Bases 632 to 1942 code for a protein of 436 amino acids. Gene Ontology annotation, molecular function: cysteine-type deubiquitinase activity; zinc ion binding. Gene Ontology annotation, biological process: protein deubiquitination. The record is from RefSeq and is a predicted model, not a curated record. Gene Ontology annotation, cellular component: cytoplasm.